Molecule: messenger RNA, 1059 nt
Organism: Protopolystoma xenopodis
Lineage: Eukaryota; Metazoa; Platyhelminthes; Monogenea; Polystomatidea; Polystomatidae
Source: the annotation of a GenBank genome assembly
AUGUCCUUUUUCUACUUAUCUCUCUUGGUCAGUAUUUCGAAGGAAACGGAAUAUCAGGGUGAUAACAUAGGAGAAAAAAAACUUUUUAUCAGUCUGCCGACGCAGCACGAGAAGACGGACAAACUUGAUUGCUCGGGAGUUUAUCGCAUCAAAUGCGGCAACUGUGAGCAGAAAUAUAUCGGUGAAGCAGGAAGAAAAAUCGGCCUACGAAUCAAGGAACAUGGAUACGAAAAGAUCGGAAAUAUAGGAACACAUUGCACAAACGGGGCACGAAAUCGACUGGAAAUCGAUCGAAAGGUUUCCCUCCAAAGGUCCUGUUCAGCUCGUCAGUCUCCUCUAACACGUUCCCGUUCGUCUUCGUCGUUUUCCGCAUCCGUAUCUCCUUCGUCGUCAUCUUCAGUCUCUCCUAUUGCAAACGCGAGAUCCUCUUGUACUAUAUCUAACAGACUAGAUCUAGCCACGCCUGCAGCAUUAUCAGAUUUCCAAGCGGAAAAAGCCAAGUUUCUUGCCUGGCUGCCUCAGCAGUUGGCCAACCUCGCCCCUCCUGUCUCUAGUAUUCCACUUUACGAGGUAUUCUAUGGCCCCAUAUCAGCUGCAAGACCGGAUAGCAACCCAUCCAUACAACCUGAUUCUAUAUGCCUCCCCAAUACCAACCCCGAGAGAAUAGACCUAGUCCAUUCAACGAAGGAGGAGAAAGGUGUCUAUGAAAUUAAUGUGGAUGAAAAGAAGAAAGCAGAUGAUCUAGCAGAUCAAAAUACAGGUUCUGACAAAAGUGCAAGUAGCCUGUGCCAUGGGCUAGGUCGCUCGACUCCUGGUAGACUGAGGUUAAGGCCGAGCAAAAUAGUGGUCAAACCAAAUGAAAAACUGGCAACACAAGCUUCACUACCUUCUUCAACAACGAUACCCCCAGUAAAGGCUGCCGCACUUUCCACAAUAUCAUACCCACCUCUCUGGUUGCGCAGGCUCAAUCCUUCGAUUUCUACGAGCCUGCACAUGGCUCUGGUAGAUCCGGGUUCUUAUCUUAAUGUAGGUCUACUCUUUACUGAAAGUUGCCCCUAA